AUGCCUCCUCAACAACCACAACUAGGCAGCCUUGCCAUUCAAGCACCCUCUCUCGCGCCCAAGACAGUUCAUGUCUCGGCGUCGACAUGUCACGACUUAUCACUAUUCAAAGACCUGCUGAAGGAAUAUCGGAGGCUUGAUGACAGCAUUACGAUGCGUCUGAACCGAACGACUGCUCAAUUCCGUGACCGGGAUAGGCUAGGUCUAGGUAAGGGCUCAGUGGAGGAUGAGGCGUGCACCCAGAUUUGGAGGGAACUAGUUGCAAACUGGAAGCGAAGGACGGAGAUAGUGGACUACUGCGUCGGCGUAGUCGACCAGUCAAUGGAGGGCAAGCGUAUGGCGCUGGACGCAGAGACAGAGGAUCCCGCCGCCCAGCGUCGAAUCCAAGGUGCGCUCUACGCAGACGAGGUCAAGCGAAACCAAGUGCACAACGAGUUGGUCGUUGAGCAGAUCGUACGGAAACGGUCGUUGGACGCAUUCCGCUCUCGAUGUAAAUACUUCGAGCCUCCGCUGACUGAUGCCGACGCGAGGAAGUGGUGGGACGCGGCUCGCGCAGGGCGAUGA
Rhodofomes roseus is the source of this 564-nucleotide messenger RNA. Its product is annotated as caffeine-induced death protein 2-domain-containing protein. The transcript is spliced from 5 exons. The record is from RefSeq and is a predicted model, not a curated record. The coding region runs from base 1 to 564 and encodes 187 amino acids. Lineage: Eukaryota; Fungi; Basidiomycota; Agaricomycetes; Polyporales; Fomitopsidaceae. Gene Ontology annotation, cellular component: mitochondrion; mitochondrial intermembrane space.